Aricia agestis (brown argus) is the source of this 737-nucleotide messenger RNA. Its product is annotated as EKC/KEOPS complex subunit TPRKB-like. Lineage: Eukaryota; Metazoa; Arthropoda; Insecta; Lepidoptera; Lycaenidae. Gene Ontology annotation, cellular component: cytosol; nucleus; EKC/KEOPS complex. Gene Ontology annotation, biological process: telomere maintenance via recombination; tRNA threonylcarbamoyladenosine modification. The transcript has a single exon. The record is from RefSeq and is a predicted model, not a curated record. The coding region runs from base 146 to 664 and encodes 172 amino acids.
AAAAUUAUUGUUUAUUAUUUAUGACGAAGUCGAAGAAGAAGCAUCUUUUUGUAAACAAAGGUUUCUUCAUGUUUCAUUUGGGCAAAGAUUUGGAUUUCAUGAUUCAUCAGAAGUUUCUCCAAAUUAAACUGAUUUUUGAAGAAAUAUGAAGCAUUUUCAGUGUACUCUCGAUUCGGAUACAAAUACAAGUCUUGAAUUAUAUCUUUUCAAAAAUGUUCAAAACGUUGAAGACAUAAGAAGCAAUAUAAUACAAGGAAUUUGGAAAUGUGCUGUUAUCAAACCCACACUAAUUUUAAACCCAUUUCAAGUAGCCGUUGCUGCAAAUCGAGCUGUGCUCUCCGAAAAAUCGAAUUCUUUGGUUACAAAAACUGUAUACUCCGAAAUUUUAUAUAACCUAUCAAUUUCCAAAAAUAUAUCUCAAAGUCUGAGUAAGUUCGGUAUUGAAAAAGAAGAUUCUAUACUGGUAUGUUUCUUGAGCGAAGAAAACAGAGAAGAUGUUUUAAAACAAAUAGAAGGUGAGCAGUGUGAUAUAUGUGAACUAUCCCAGUUCACAAAUGAGAAGGAUUUGAAGUCAACAUACAAACUGAAUAAUAUUAAAGGUGAUUGUGACCUAUUGGACGUUAUUGUAAGCAGAAUAGUGACAAAGAAUUUUGUUUCGUUUUAAUGAACAGUGCAGAGUACUAAUUAAUGUUAUUCCUGUAAGGUGUUGUAAGAAUUAUACUUACUUUUUUAAUGUA